AUGCUCGCUCACCGCGCUACGACGGCUGCCCGCGCCUCCGGACUCGUCAGGCCCCUUCUCGCUCUGCGCCACGCCCGCCAGUACCACGUCGAGAACAAAGUCAACAACAACUUCCCGUUCAAGUACGAGGGCAAGAGCAAGAGGCGUUUCACGGUCGGCUUCCUUGUCUUCUGCGCUUUCGGGUUUGGGACGCCCUUCCUCGCCGUCAGGUUCCAGCAGUGA
Rhodotorula toruloides NP11 is the source of this 222-nucleotide messenger RNA. Its product is annotated as cytochrome c oxidase subunit VIIc. Gene Ontology annotation, biological process: mitochondrial electron transport, cytochrome c to oxygen. The transcript is spliced from 2 exons. NCBI's taxonomy places the organism in Eukaryota, Fungi, Basidiomycota, Microbotryomycetes, Sporidiobolales, Sporidiobolaceae. The record is from RefSeq and is a predicted model, not a curated record. The coding region runs from base 1 to 222 and encodes 73 amino acids.